Molecule: messenger RNA, 1882 nt
Organism: Miniopterus natalensis
Lineage: Eukaryota; Metazoa; Chordata; Mammalia; Chiroptera; Miniopteridae
Source: RefSeq, a predicted model, not a curated record
AUGGCGAGAGCCAACCGCAAUCGCCAGAGUAGAGCAGCGUCACGAGAGGCAGCAGCUAGUGCCAGAGUUUGGAAGCAUUGCGAGAAGCAGCCGAUAUCAGUUGUGGAGUGUCAAGAUAGGCAGCCUUAUCGAGAGCUGGGCAGUAUCGCGAGAGGCAUCACUGUCGCCAAAUUUGGGCAGCAUUGCGAGAGGCAGGGGCUCUCGCAGGAGUUGGGAAAUAUUGGGAAGGAAGCUGCUUUCACCAGAGCAGAGCAGUAUCGCCAGAGGCAGCCGCUACCUCGGGCGUUCAGCAGCAUCUCGAGGAGCAGCCGCUUUCAUGGGAGAGGGAAGUAUCGCAGGAGACAGCCGCCGUCGCGAGAGCUGGGCAAGUUGGGCGGGCUCGCGAGAGUUGGGAAGUUUCGCAAGUGGCAGCCGCUAGCCAGAGAAUUGAGCAGUGUCUCGAGAAGCAGCUGCUAUCAGGAGAGUUGGGCAGUAUCAGGAGAGGCAGCCGCUAUCGCCAGACUUGGUCGGUACACCAAGAGGCAGCCGCUAUCAUCAGACUUGGUCGGUACACCAAGAGGCAGCCGCUAUCAUCAGACUUGGUCGGUACACCAAGAGGCAGCCGCUAUCAUCAGACUUGGUCGGUACACCAAGAGGCAGCCGCUAUCAUCAGACUUGGUCGGUACACCAAGAGGCAGCCGCUAUCAUCAGACUUGGUCGGUACACCAAGAGGCAGCCGCUAUCAUCAGACUUGGUCGGUACACCAAGAGGCAGCCGCUAUCAUCAGACUUGGUCGGUACACCAAGAGGCAGCCGCUAUCAUCAGACUUGGUCGGUACACCAAGAGGCAGCCGCUAUCAUCAGACUUGGUCGGUACACCAAGAGGCAGCCGCUAUCAUCAGACUUGGUCGGUACACCAAGAGGCAGCCGCUAUCAUCAGACUUGGUCGGUACACCAAGAGGCAGCCGCUAUCAUCAGACUUGGUCGGUACACCAAGAGGCAGCCGCUAUCAUCAGACUUGGUCGGUACACCAAGAGGCAGCCGCUAUCAUCAGACUUGGUCGGUACACCAAGAGGCAGCCGCUAUCAUCAGACUUGGUCGGUACACCAAGAGGCAGCCGCUAUCAUCAGACUUGGUCGGUACACCAAGAGGCAGCCGCUAUCAUCAGACUUGGUCGGUACACCAAGAGGCAGCCGCUAUCAUCAGACUUGGUCGGUACACCAAGAGGCAGCCGCUGUCAUCAGACUUGGUCGGUACACCAAGAGGCAGCCGCUGUCAUCAGACUUGGUCGGUACACCAAGAGGCAGCUGCUGUCAUCAGACUUGGUCGGUACACCAAGAGGCAGCUGCUGUCGCCGAAGUUCAUCAGUAUCCUGAGAGGCAGCCAUUCACGCAAGAGCAGGGCACUGUCGCAAGAGGCAGCCUCCAUCGCGACAUCUGGGCUGUGUCGUACCAGGCCACAACUAUCUGCACAGCUGAGCAGUGUCUCGUGAGGCAGCCCGUAUCGCGAUAGCUGAGCAGUUUCACGAGACGCAGCCACUAUCGCGAGAAGUGGGAAGUGUCACGAGAGGCAGCCGCGAUCUGGGUGGUUGGGCGAUAUUGUGAGAGGCAGCCGCUACUGCGAGAGUUGGGCAGCAUCGAGAGAGAAGCCCCUUUCUUGAGAAUUUGGAAGAACCGUGAAUGGCAGCCGCUAUAGCCAGAGACGAGCAGCAUUGCGAGAGGCAGCAGCUGUCACCAGAGGUGGUGAGGAAACUAAGGUACAAGGAGGUUAAGCAACUUCUCUUAGGUUAAACAGUCAAAUAGUGAGACUGACAUUUCACCCUUAAACAAAUGUGCACCAUAAUGGCAUCAAUUAGCUCCUGCUACCUAACAAACCAUCCAGAAAUAGAACGGCUUUGAACAGCA